UAUAUAUUGUUGUGCUCACAUGACCCAGCGAUGGUUCGCCGUGUGGCAGUAGUCGGUGCAGGCAGUUCGGGUCUGGCCUGUGUCAAAGUCUGCCUGGAGGAGGGCUUGGACCCUGUCUGCUUUGAAAGUAGUGAUGACAUUGGUGGCCUGUGGAAAUUUAAGGAGUCUCCAGAACCAGAUCGAUCCAGCAUCUACCGCUCUCUGGUGGUGAACACCUCCAAAGAGCUGAUGUGCUUCAGCGAUUUCCCCAUGCCUGAUGAUUAUCCCAACUACAUGCACAACUCCCUGCUGCUGCAGUACUUCAGGCUCUACGCUGAGCGUUUCCACCUGCUCCAACACAUUCGCUUUCAGACCACUGUGAGGAGCGUUACACAAAGGCCAGACUUCUCAGUGUCUGGUCAGUGGGAUGUAGUGACCGCAGACAAAAACAAUGAGGAAGAAAUACACAUCUUUGAUGCGGUCCUGGUGUGUUCAGGACAUUACACCCAUCCGGUCUUACCCCUGUCUGAUUUUCAAGGACACGAAACAUUCCUUGGCAGGCUUCUUCACAGCUGGGAAUAUAAAGACGCAGAUUCCUUCAGGGGUAAAAGGGUGGUGGUCGUUGGCUUUGGGAACUCCGGAGGGGAUGUUGCGGUAGAGAUUAGCAGAUCCGCAGAAAAGACGUUUCUCAGCGUUCGGGACGGGUUCUGGGUGAUUAGCAGAAUGGCCCAUGGCGGCCUGCCUGUGGAUAUGUCAUUGAUCACCAGGUUCAACAUCCUGCUGCUGCAGCUGCUCCCCACGACGUUAAUCAACUGGGCAGGAGAGAGAGCACUGAACCAGAAAUGUGACCAUGAACUCUACGGUCUGAAGCCCAGACACAGAUUUUUGGACAAACGGCCUCUGGUCAACGAUGAUCUUCCUGGUCGAAUUCUUCAGGGCGCUCUUGUCAUGAAGCCCAACAUACGAGCUUUCAAGGACUCAGGAGUUACAUUCGAAGACGGGACAGUUGAAGACAACAUUGACGCCGUGGUCUUUUGCACAGGAUAUAAAGGAAUCUUCCCGUUCUUGCCCUCUGCUCUGUCUGAAGGGCCACACCGUGAGCUGACACUGUACAAAAGAGUGUUUCCUCCAUCUCUGCAACAACCCACGCUGGCCGUCAUGGGUCUUUUCCAAGUAAGGGGACCAAUCAUGCCAAUUGUAGAGAUGCAGGUCCGCUGGGCUGUUAAGGUGUUUUCAGGUUUGACUCGUCUCCCAUCGAUGCAGAAAAUGGUUGAAGUCAUUGAAGCUGAUAGGAGGCGAAACAUGCACAGCUUCCCUAACCCACAACAAGCCGUCCUCCAAGUUGAUUUCAUCCAGUACUUGGAUUUCAUGGCCAAGGAGAUUGGUGUUAAACCACAUCUCUGGAGACUGCUCCUAACAGACCCAGUCCUCUGGGCGAAGAUCUUCUUCGGUCCCUGCACUCCUUACCAGUAUCGCCUCGCUGGACCUGGUCAGUGGGCAGGAGCCAGACAAGCCGUUCUCACGCAGUGGGAGCGGGUUGCUGAGCCUUUCAGAAGCAGAGCGGUACCAGAGCCAGAGGUCCGGAGGUCUUUCCUGUGUUCUCCUUGGUUAACGGCGUGUGCAGGAACCAUGGUCAUGGCUUUGCUUUUGUCACAUAAGAUUGUCCCAUUAGUUCAACGUGCCACCCAGACGUUGAGCAGGAGUAAAGGUUUUCUGUGAUUUAUGGUUCACUGACUAACCUCAAAG
Molecule: messenger RNA, 1725 nt
Organism: Poecilia reticulata (guppy)
Lineage: Eukaryota; Metazoa; Chordata; Actinopteri; Cyprinodontiformes; Poeciliidae
Source: RefSeq, a predicted model, not a curated record